This is a messenger RNA of Cyphomyrmex costatus, 352 nucleotides long. Its product is annotated as longitudinals lacking protein, isoforms A/B/D/L. The record is from RefSeq and is a predicted model, not a curated record. The coding region runs from base 5 to 352 and encodes 115 amino acids. The transcript has a single exon. NCBI's taxonomy places the organism in Eukaryota, Metazoa, Arthropoda, Insecta, Hymenoptera, Formicidae.
AGGUAUGGCGAAGGAGAACAGGAGUAUGUUCAAUCUAGAGGAGGCAUCUAUGGAUAUGCCAACACAAACUCAUGAGAAAAUGAUAAUGCCGUUUGCUGAGCUGAAAAUACCAAAUGCUCGGAAUUACGUCAACAAACCGCUCGGCCAAUUCGCCUGCGCUAUAUGCGGCCGUUCGUACAGGAGGAAGGACUCGUUGCAACGCCACAAGCAGUGGGAGUGUGGCAAAGAGCCACAAUUUAAAUGCCCAUAUUGCCCGCAACGUUGCAAACGCAAAUCACAUUGGCAACGUCACAUACGUCGCCAGCAUCAGGAUAAAGUAGAUACGAAGCAGUUCCUAGAUACGUAUAUUUAA